This is a messenger RNA of Bipolaris sorokiniana ND90Pr, 1943 nucleotides long. RefSeq lists its product as uncharacterized. The transcript is spliced from 2 exons. Lineage: Eukaryota; Fungi; Ascomycota; Dothideomycetes; Pleosporales; Pleosporaceae. Gene Ontology annotation, molecular function: double-stranded DNA binding; 3'-tyrosyl-DNA phosphodiesterase activity; single-stranded DNA binding. Gene Ontology annotation, cellular component: nucleus. The record is from RefSeq and is a predicted model, not a curated record. Gene Ontology annotation, biological process: single strand break repair; double-strand break repair. The coding region runs from base 38 to 1744 and encodes 568 amino acids.
GCUCGACAACAACGACCUUGCAGCCAUCAGAACUGCAAUGUCAUCCGAUGACGAGGACUACAAGCUGGCUGUGGCGAACUCGCUUCGAUACACCGAUGCGGACGUUGCGCGGAAUAUCACGGCAGUCUCCAGCGAGCCCAUCGACCUCGUCUCGGACACAGAUGACGAUGACGACGACGAAGAUCUCAAACGUGCUAUUGCCCUAUCCUUGCAAGGAGACAGCAAUGAUAACCAUGUGCAGCCCCUCAAAGAGAGUACAGCGAUACCUACUCCCGUUAAAUCAGGUCUCAGCUCCAUGGGCAUGGAUCGAAAAGCCAUGGAAGAAGAGCGUCUCGCAAGGCUAGGAAAGCGGAAGCGCGAGUCGUCCCCAGAGCGACCUUCGAAACAGGCAUCAAAGACAAUACCGCCUCCUGCGUCAUCUACAGACACAACCUUACAGUAUCCUAUGGGGACUAUCAAACGGACAUUCGCCACAAAAUACCCUAGGACAGACGAUACGACCAUCGAUGAAGUCCUAGAAGCAGACACAGUUCGCACUGCAGUUAUAAGUUCCUUCAUGUGGGACUCUGAAUGGCUGUUCAAAAAGCUGGACCCCGUCAAGACCAAACAGUUAUGGAUCAUGAAUGCAAAAGGCAAAGACAUUCAGCAGAGAUGGCAAAAGGAAAUGGAAGCCAUGGGCGUACCGAAUCUAAAGAUUCAUUUUCCACCAAUGGAUGGCAUGAUACAAAGCAUGCACAGCAAGCUCAUGCUACUCUUCGGUCCGAAGAAGCUACGUAUUGUAAUACCGACUGCAAACAUGAUACAGACCGACUGGGGAGAGGUUGCGAAUGACUGGCAGCCUGGUGUCAUGGAAAACUCCAUCUUCCUCAUCGACCUGCCACGUAGGGGCAAUGAAACUACUUCUACCAAAGAGAACAUGACACGCUUUGGUCAAGAAUUAAUGUAUUUCUUGGAGAUGCAGAAAGUGCCAGAGAUGGUCUUGCAGGGUAUCUUGAACUUUGACUUUUCACAGACCAGUCACUUGGCUUUUGUUCAUUCCAUUGGCGGUUCUCAUAAGACCGAAUCAGAGCAUCCCACAGGCCUUCUAGGCCUCACAAGAGCCAUCCAGGAUUUGCAUCUUGACAACGUAGAGCAGAUGGAACUAGAUUACGCCGCUUCCUCGCUUGGUGCUAUCAAUGAUAGUUUCCUAUCACGCCUGUACCUUGCAGCAUGCGGGAGAUGCUUCGCAGCAGACACCGCUAUGGUUCCUGAUGUUCGUAAUCAUAUUCGGAUCUACUUCCCCACCAAUGAGACGGUAAAAAAAAGCAUCGGGGGUCCUGACUGCGGUGGUAUCAUCUCUUUGUCGCAGCAACGUUAUAACGCAGCCACAUUCCCAAGAGAGUGUCUCCGCGACUAUGAGUCACUGCGAGCAGGCAUGCUAUCUCAUAACAAAUUGCUGUUGGCACGCGGUCGUAAGAAGGAUGGACGGCCGGUUGGGUGGGUUUACGUCGGGUCGGCCAAUCUGUCGGAAUCGGCAUGGGGAGGGCAAAAAGUGAUCAAGGAUGGCAAGAUGGGUAGUCUCAACAUCAGGAACUGGGAAUGUGGUGUUGUCAUGACUGUGCCAGAUGACAGGCUGGCAGGGCUGGACAAGGACAAGGACAAAACGGUACCAAUGAGUGUAUUUGAAGGCACUGUGGAGAUUCCCUUUCGAACUCCUGGGGACGAAUAUGGAGCCAGACAGCCUUGGUUCUUCAGACCAGGGUGAGGGAUCAUCUGGCAGUGUUCGCAGUGGUGGGCAUGCACGAUUCGGCCGUUUUGAGGCACUAGUCUUGUCAGACGCGCCAUUACUCAUUGCAAAGGACAAAGUAGUAUCUAUUGAAGUCUCUGAACAUAGGGAUCGUGUACAUCAUGGCCAUUUACUACGUCAGCAGAAGCAGCUGCAGUGUCAUAAUGCAAUCCGGGGA